Blepharisma stoltei is the source of this 213-nucleotide messenger RNA. Lineage: Eukaryota; Ciliophora; Heterotrichea; Heterotrichida; Blepharismidae. The record is from the annotation of a GenBank genome assembly.
AUGCAUACACAGUCCACAACACUAUACACAGCACCAGAUCAAGCAAUGUCACUGCAUGUGAUGGCAGAACAAACUGAAAAGCAGAUUCAGUCUGCUAUACUAGAUCCUCCAAUACAGGACACAUCAUUACAGGUUGUAAAAGUGCAAGCUAGCCAACUUCAGAAUAAGCUUCAAGUAUGCAAGAAGUUUGAACUUUUUUCCCUUUUAAAAUAA